Molecule: messenger RNA, 2475 nt
Organism: Rattus rattus (black rat)
Lineage: Eukaryota; Metazoa; Chordata; Mammalia; Rodentia; Muridae
Gene: Znf639
Product: zinc finger protein 639
Exons: 5
Coding region: 103-1560 (485 amino acids)
Biological process (GO): regulation of transcription by RNA polymerase II
Cellular component (GO): nucleus
Molecular function (GO): DNA-binding transcription factor activity, RNA polymerase II-specific; RNA polymerase II transcription regulatory region sequence-specific DNA binding
Source: RefSeq, a predicted model, not a curated record
CUUGUCUCUUUUACUUGUAGGCACUUUUUGCCAUUCGUGGAAACUUGCCUGUAGUUCAUUUUUCUCACAGCAGUAUUGAGAGUUAUACCAAAUUGAAAAGAUAUGAAUGAAUAUCCUAAAAAGAGAAAAAGGAAGACUUUACACCCUUCUCGAUAUUCAGAUUCUUCUGGAAUAAGCAGAAUUGCAGAUGGAGUCAGUGGAAUUUUUUCUGAUCAUUGUUACAGUGUCUGCUCUAUGAGACAGCCAGACUUAAAAUAUUUUGACAACAAAGAUGAUGAUUCUGAUCCUGAGACAGCAAAUGACUUGCCCAAAUUUACAGAUGGAACCAAGGCCAGAAGCAGGAAUCAGAGCUACCUGGUUCCCAGCCCUGUGCUUAGGAUUCUAGACCACACUGUCUUUUCCACAGAAAAGUCUGCUGAUGUUGAAAUCUGUGAUGAAGAGUGUGGCUCCCCUGAGUCAGUGCAUCAGCAUACCCAAGAGGAGAGCCCUAUAGAGGUUCAUACCUCGGAAGACGUCCCGAUUGCUGUAGAAGUUCAUGCGAUUUCUGAAGAUUAUGAUAUAGAGGCAGAGAACAAUUCCUCUGAGAGCCUCCAGGACCAGACUGAUGAAGAACCACCAGCUAAACUCUGUAAAAUACUUGACAAGAGCCAAGCUUCAAAUGUGACCGCCCAACAGAAGUGGCCAUUACUGAGAGCCAACAGCAGUGGCCUCUACAAAUGUGAACUUUGUGAAUUCAACAGUAAGUAUUUUUCCGACCUAAAACAGCAUGUCAUCCUGAAGCACAAGCGCACUGACUCGAAUGUGUGUCGGGUGUGUAAGGAGAGCUUCUCCACCAAUAUGCUUCUUAUUGAGCACGCCAAACUUCAUGAAGAAGAUCCCUACAUCUGUAAGUACUGUGACUAUAAGACAGUGAUCUUUGAGAACCUCAGCCAGCACAUUGCAGACACCCACUUCAGUGACCACCUCUACUGGUGUGAGCAGUGUGAUGUGCAGUUCUCCUCAAGCAGUGAGCUCUACCUGCACUUCCAGGAGCACAGCCGCGAUGAGCAAUACCUGUGCCAGUUCUGUGAGCAUGAGACAGGUGACCCUGAGGACUUGCACAGCCAUGUCGUCAAUGAGCACGCUCGCAGACUGAUCGAGCUGAGUGACAAGUGCGGCAGUGGUGGCCAUGGGCAGUGCAGCCUUUUAAGCAAGAUCACCUUUGACAAAUGCAAAAAUUUCUUCGUGUGUCAAGUAUGUGGCUUUCGGAGCAGACUUCACACAAAUGUCAACAGACACGUGGCUAUCGAGCAUACUAAAAUAUUCCCUCAUGUUUGUGAUGACUGUGGGAAGGGCUUUUCCAGCAUGUUGGAAUAUUGCAAGCAUCUAAAUUCACAUCUGUCUGAAGGGAUUUAUUUAUGCCAGUAUUGUGAAUAUUCAACAGGACAAAUUGAAGAUCUUAAAAUUCAUCUAGAUUUCAAGCAUUCAGCUGACUUGCCUCAUAAAUGUAGUGACUGCUUGAUGAGGUUUGGGAAUGAGAGGGAAUUAAUCAGUCACCUUCCAGUCCACGAGACUACCUGACUGUUAUCUUUACAUAAUGUUUAUGUAAAAUAAAUUCUUUUUUAAUGUUAAAAACGGCCGGGCUGAACUACUUUUGACAAGUUUUCUGGCGGCACUGCACUCUCUUUCCAGUAUGUAACACUUGGUGCUGGUGCUUUCAGUCGCAUGCCAGCCACAGUUACCACUUCAGUGACUGCUACUCAGUUUCCUGCCUGUGCUCCAAGUUCAUGACUGGAAGGAAACAAGGUACUGAAGAAACCCACUACGAGAGCUCACUGUCUUGCCUUCUUUAAACCCAAGACAACCUUGUAUGAAGUAGGCUUAUAGGUAUUGACUACAGAAGUAGGACACAGGGUAUGGAUGUGUGGUGGUGGAGGUGGAGGUGUUUUUCAUAAUUUAUGUUUGUAAGCACACCAGGCGUGUGAGUGCAUGGAGGCCUGAGGAGAGGGCAUCAGAUCCCCUGGGACUGGAGUUACUAACAGCUAUAACUGCACUGAGACCUGCUUUCAUCCUAUAGCUCAAGCUGGUUUCAAACUGUCCUGCCUCAGCGCCUCAGCUGCUGGGAUGGCAGGCACAAAACACCACACCCAGUGAAUUCUUUUUUAAAGGCUCUACUUGAGUUGAAGGAUGUGAUGUAAUGGGGGAGGCCAGGAGGUGUGAGACAGUAAGAUGCAGGCACCUCGUACUCUUUAUAUCCAGUUGGCGUUCUGUCUUCAUCUAUGCACCUGUUACCAGAGCCCUUGGUAUUUCCUCCUCAGUUAGAGAACUACAAAGUCAUGCCCCAACUUCUGACAACAGUCUACCUACGAACUGAGAACCACUAAAGUAUUACCAUACAGUUGGGAAUGGGCAUGAAGGCUUUGUGGUAUGGUACUUUGUCUACAUUUCAGUGGCUGCUGCAACAGCUACACAACAGGUCUCUUUUUAAAAAUGUCA